Molecule: messenger RNA, 3097 nt
Organism: Myxocyprinus asiaticus (Chinese sucker)
Lineage: Eukaryota; Metazoa; Chordata; Actinopteri; Cypriniformes; Catostomidae
Product: peptidyl-prolyl cis-trans isomerase FKBP9-like
Exons: 10
Coding region: 189-1886 (565 amino acids)
Molecular function (GO): calcium ion binding; peptidyl-prolyl cis-trans isomerase activity
Source: RefSeq, a predicted model, not a curated record
UCCGUGUAAAGUGACACCACUGGACACAUAGGAAGAAGUUAGAGGGAGUUUGAAGAGCCGUUCAGCGUUACCACGUCUACACACUUCCCCCUCUCAAUCAUAGCGUGUGAGAGGGUUUGAGGAAACUCUGCUGCAGCUCAUCGCAGGAGAGGAUCAACCAGCCUUUUGCAAGAAAACAUAGACGUAAGAUGACACGGUUAAUGCUAAAUAUGAUUCUUUUAGCUUUCCUAGUGACUUUCGUAGCGUGCAAAGCGCCGCCUGUACCGUUAGAUGACAUCGUGAUAGAGAAGACUUCCACUCCGGAGCGCUGUGAGCGGGCGGUGAAAUCGGGAGACUUCGUUCGCUACCAUUACAUCGGCAUGUUCCCCGAUGGAAAGAAGUUUGACUCUAGUUAUGACCGUGGCACCACCUAUAAUGUGUUUGUUGGUCAGAAGAAGUUGAUCGCUGGGAUGGACAAAGCUUUAUUGGGCAUGUGUGUUAACGCAAGAUGGAUGAUCAAAAUCCCUCCUCAGCUUGCCUACGGGAAGGAAGGUUAUGGCGACAUCAUCCCCCCAGAUUCCAUCCUUCACUUUGAUGUGUUAAUGUUAGACAUUUGGAACACAGAGGACAAGGUGCAGAUACAGACCUACUAUAAGCCAGAGAGCUGUGGGCGCACUGUGCAAGUGUCUGAUUAUGUGCGUUACCACUAUAAUGGCACUCUGCUUGAUGGCACGCUUUUCGACUCCAGUCACACACGCAUGCGCACCUAUGACACUUAUGUUGGGAUUGGCUGGCUCAUUGCGGGAAUGGACCAGGGGCUUUUGGGAAUGUGUGUGGGAGAAAAACGCAUAAUCACCAUGCCACCCGUCCUUGGCUAUGGAGAGAAUGGGGAUGGAAGUGACAUCCCUGGUCAGGCCUCUCUAGUCUUUGAUGUGGUUCUGCUGGACCUUCAUAACCCCAAAGAUGAAAUCACUGUAGAGGUGCAAUACCUUCCAGAUCCCUGUCCACGCAAAAGCAAAGUUGGAGACUUCAUGCGUUACCAUUAUAAUGGAACCCUGCUGGACAGGACAUUCUUUGACUCCAGUUACUCGAGGAAUCGUACAUAUGACACAUACAUUGGUAAAGGGUAUGUGAUCGCAGGAAUGGACCAGGGGCUCCUAGAUGUGUGUACUGGAGAGCGCAGGAGGAUAACUAUCCCACCACACCUGGCAUAUGGAGAGGAGGGCACAGGAACUAAGAUCCCUGGCUCAGCUGUGCUAGUGUUUGAUGUCCACAUUAUUGAUUUCCACAACCCAUCUGACAAGGUUGAGAUCACCAGUGUGAAGCCAGAGAAUUGUACCUACAAUGCAAAACGUGGUGACUUUGUUAAAUACCACUACAACGCUACUCUCAUGGAUGGCACUCAUAUUGGCUCUACGCACACCUUUGGCAAAACAUAUAAUGUGGUUCUUGGAGCUGGACAAGUGGUCAUAGGCAUGGAAGAAGGGCUUUUGGGAAUGUGUGUUGGAGAGAAGCGCAGGCUAGUUAUUCCACCUCACCUUGGCUAUGGAGAGAUGGGAGUUGAUGGGGAGGUCCCUGGCAGUGCUGUGCUGGUUUUUGAUGUUGAGAUGAUGGAGCUGGAGGAGGGUCUUCCUGAGGGCUACAUGUUUGUGUGGAACAAUGAUGUCUCACCUGACCUUUUCAGUGAAAUGGACAAGAACAAAGACUCACAAGUGGACCCUAAUGAGUUUUCAGAAUACAUACUCCAGCAGGUGGAAGAGGGCAAAGGUCGUCUGGCGCCAGGUUUUGAAGCUCAACGCAUCAUAGAGAACAUGUACGGUAACCAGGACCGCAACAAGGAUGGGCGAAUCACAGAGGAUGAGUUUAAACUCAAGGCAGAUGAAACAGCCACUCAUGAUGAGUUAUGAGGUCGGACUCUGGGAUGGAGGGUCGUGAUUGGUUGGGUGGUUGAUUAUUAUAAUAAGUGGGAGGGGGGAAAUUAUGUUGAAUUUGCCAGUGAAGUGUCACUCAGUGCUGUUGAUGUUAACUUUUGAUGUUUGAGAGAAGUGUGGAUGUAUGGGUGUGCUUGAUUUUGUUUAUAUAUGAUUUUUUUUUGUACAUGUCUGAGUGUUUGAAAGAAUCUGGAUUGAUACAAAUGUGCAAAAUGUUACUUUGUAAAAAAUAUCCCUUAUAAUAAACACAUUCCAACCCCUAAUAGGUUUAACAAUUUUCAAUGUCACUACUAUUUUAUUACUAUAAAAUAUACAUUGAAUAAAUGGUGACUUGCAAUUGUUACCUCAAAGAUCUUUUCCUACAUGAUCGAACCCAUAAAAAUUACUUUUGUUGGUGUAACCAAAUUUUUUAGGCUGAACUGUGGUGCAUUUUUGGGCUGCCACUUGCAAUUUUUCACAUUCAAAUUAAAAGCUUACCAUUCACACAUACUAUGGACUAAUUGCAAACAUAAUGUAGAUGUUUACAAUCUUAUGAUAAAUAAAAUGUUUUGUUGUUGUUGUCCUAACUUUGUAAGCAUGUAAUUCGGUUCUGUUUGCUCUAUCUCCCAGCAAAAGUCUUAUUUCAUUCCACUAGAUGGCAGCAAGUACUAGGAAUGUUUUUCUCUCUAUCGCCUUCCAUCACAAAAUGCAGAUCUGAAAUGUAGGUGGAGCUCUAACACAUUUUAACCCUCACAGAUAUGCUCUUCCUUAGAUUUCAGCCUAAUUUUCAGUUCAUGCACUACCCCUAUUGUUUCGUAGAAUAUCUUGGCCUCUGAGUGGACUAGAAGCUCAAUCCAGGUGUCAUUAGAAUGCAAAGAUCCUUCCAUUUGCAAUGAUAUAUAACAUUUUAUCAGUAAAAUAUUUUUCUGAUGAUUUGUUUAGCAUGCUUGUCCUGCUGGACUGUAUAUUUUGUUCAGGACAUUUAAGAUAUAACAUUGGAUUAUUCACCCAAGCAGGCUCACAGAAAAGUAAAAAAUGGCUCAUUUUUGAGAAAACAGCCUAAGGUAAGAGCAGAUAUAAUGUUUGUGGCUACGUGUGGCUUACAGCAGCAGUGAUCAGCACAUAAAAGAGACAUUUGUAUUUGAUGUCUUAACAGAAAUCAUAUUUCACUUUGUGAUUCUUUUGAAAAUCUUUCAAACUGUGGUAUU